Oncorhynchus kisutch (coho salmon) is the source of this 3334-nucleotide messenger RNA. RefSeq names its product stAR-related lipid transfer protein 3. The record is from RefSeq and is a predicted model, not a curated record. The coding region runs from base 140 to 1480 and encodes 446 amino acids. Gene Ontology annotation, cellular component: late endosome membrane; late endosome; endoplasmic reticulum membrane. The transcript has 14 exons. Gene Ontology annotation, biological process: cholesterol transport. Gene Ontology annotation, molecular function: cholesterol transfer activity; cholesterol binding. NCBI's taxonomy places the organism in Eukaryota, Metazoa, Chordata, Actinopteri, Salmoniformes, Salmonidae.
UAGACAUUAAAGCCAGAUUACCACAAAUCUAAGCCGGAAGUGAAAUAGUGACCCCUUUCAUGUAAAAGGUAUUCCCGGAAGAUAUGUUUCGUCGAUGAUGAAGUACUAAAUAGGUGGAUCGGCCCCUCUCUCAGUAGGAAUGCCGGGCGGAGUGGACUAUGGGCAGUUUGGGGGGAGCCUUCCUGCCAUCGCCUCUCUGAAUGCGUCCUACUCCACCACUGUAUCCCUCCCCUCCCCCCACUACCUGAUGGUGCCCCCUGGGGAGAAGAAGGUCAUCUCGGACGUCCGUCGCACAUUUUGCCUCUUUGUCACCUUUGACCUCCUCUUCAUCUCACUGCUGUGGAUCAUCGAGCUCAAUAUCCAGAACUCCAUUUGGCAGAGCCUUGAGCUGGAGGUUGUCAAGUACAGCUUCCAGUCCUCCUUCUUUGACAUCUUUCUCCUUGCCUUGUUUCGUUUCCUGUGUCUCCAGUUGGGCUAUGCUGCUCUGCGUCUGAGGCACUGGUGGGUCAUUGCGAUCACCACUCUAGUGACCAGCUCCUUCCUUGUAGUCAAAGUCAUUCUCUCCAAUCUGCUAUCCCAGAAUGCCUUUGGCUACGUGUUGCCCAUCACAUCCUUUGUGGUGGCGUGGCUGGAGACGUGGUUCCUGGACUUCAAGGUGCUCUCCAUAGAGGCUGGUGAUGAGAGAGCCUACCUAGCAGCAGUGAACGCAGCGUCGGAGCGAGCUCCCAUGAUCUACCCUCGCGCUGUGUCUGAAGGACAGUUCUACUCUCCACCUGAAUCCCUCGCAGGGUCUGAGGAGGACCUGGAUGAGGAGGGGCUGGGUCGCAGGGCAGUCUCCCCCCAGGAGAAGGCGCUGGUGAGGCAGGGUAAAGAGGCCAUGGCCUUGGUGGAACAGAUCCUGGCCCAGGAGGAGAACUGGAAGUUUGAGAAGAACAAUGACGCGGGGGAUUCUGUGUACACACUGGAGAUCCCCUUCCAUGGAAAGACCUUCAUUCUCAAGGCCUUCAUGCAGUGUCCUGCAGAGCUGGUGUACCAGGAGGUGAUCUUACAGCCAGAGAAGAUGGCCCAGUGGAACAAAACCAUUUCUGGUUGCCAGAUCCUCCAGAGGGUGGAUGACAACACCCUGGUGUCGUACGAUAUCUCUUCCGGGGCAGCAGGGGGGGUAGUGUCUGCCAGGGACUUUGUGAAUGUGAGGCGGGUGGAACGCAAACGAGACUGCUACGUCUCCGCUGGCAUGGCAACCGACCACGACGCCAAGCCUCCGCACAGUCGCUAUGUCAGAGGUGAGAAUGGUCCAGGAGGGUUUGUGGUCCUGAAGUCCAGCAGUAACCCCUCGGUCUGUACCUUUAUCUGGGUGCUCAACACAGACCUCAAGGGUCGACUGCCCCGCUACCUUAUCCACCAGAGUCUGGCUGCCACCAUGUUUGAGUUUAUGGCCCAUCUACGCCAGCGCAUCCGUGACCUACGGUCCACUCGCUAGAUGCCCUCUCACUUACUUCCUGUCGGGAAGCUAGAUGCUUGCAACCCACAGCGCCACCGCAGGUUUGGUGGUGUCACUGCAGAUUUAUGGGAACACCUACAGUUGGAAGUGCACUUGAGAUUAUGGUGGAUAUCAAACUUACUUAGACUAGAGGAAGGUCAACAGCAUAGAGAAUGGGAGACUGGUGUGUCUGUACUUUCACCUGUCUUUUAGACGUGAGGAGGUCUGGGACUGUCAAGAGAUGUUCCUCCUCUCCCAUGGACUCCAUGUUGUUUUUAAACAUAGUUACACACGUUUUUAUGUAACUUUUCUGCUGUUUCUCUCACUGAUGCCAGUGCUGGCUGCAUCUCCCUCCAGCCAAGAAGUCUAACAGUAUUGAACGUGUAAUGGAGGGCAGACUAGGACUACGCUUGAUGAGACUUGAUGAAGACCACUAACUCUGAGCCUUAUUCUACCGCACAUUUAUGUUAGCCAUUGACUGGCUGUUAUGCUUUUUUCUUGUUGUUUUUCCACUGUCUUCACUGUCAUUCUUUGGUAACCUGGGAAACCGCUACACAUGACCACAUCAUAAACAAAAAUGUAACUGUUGGAACACAAUGAACCCACAGGGUGUCCCUUUUGUCCUCGUUGACCCUCACUGCACUGUGAUCCAUUGAAGCUCACUGUAGGAGUGCUGUAGUCCUCCGGCCACUAGAGGGCGACACCACCACAGAUCUACUAACAAUAGGAGACAACCUACUUAAUGGAGCUCAAGAUGCGUGGUUGUGAUGACUUAUCAGUCGCUCAUGGGUUCAUAAAGAGUUUCAGAUACUCUUCUGUGCCAAGCCUUUAGUGGCCUUUUUAGGUAGAGGGAAUCCAACUGCCCUUAAUGAUGGUUGAUCUAAAUUGUAACUGUAUCGCAGCCUUCUGAGAUAAGCCUUGACUGCAGACAUACUGUAGAUGGAGAAGUGGCAGUAAAUGAAUUAUGUGAUUCUUUAUGUUAAACAUGUAUCAUUGUGGUGGAUGCAAUAUUGAAAUUGGCUAUAAUCAGAGUUCUGAUUCUCUGUAUCUAAUAAACAUAUGACAGUUCCUCAAUGGCAAAGCAUGCUGCUUUGCAUAUCACAACCUUCAGCUAUCAGCCUGCUGUGUGCAUGGCGAUGCAGUACUGAAUGUCUGGUGUGUCAGGUCAUUGAACAUUAUGCUUGUGAGAACUCAUGUUCCCCUCUAAUGCCUUGCAGUCCUGUAAAAAUACAAGUCGGACUUGUUCUGUUUUGGGCUCCACUCUAUUUUAGGGCCCUAGUUAUUAACAGGCUUAGCUACAUCGUUAUUGUAUCAGAACAGAAACAAAACAUGUUGAACAAAGAAACAAAAUGUUUUUAAAAAAAAUGUAUGGGCUGUCUGAAAGUGAAAAUAUGGUCUUUGAUUUCCAUGAUGAAGAAAAAAAGUCUGAAGAUAAUGUGAACAGGUUGCCAUCUGUGUGAGUGGGAGUUUCACACAUAAACCAGUUCUGUAAAUCUCUUAACUAAUAAUUGGGCUGAGAAAGCUGUUGGUUGGUUUGGUGCCUUUGUCACAGUGACAGAAAUGGGCAUAUAGUGUCACUGUGACCACACUUUAACUGUUAGGACUUAUCUAUUACUAGAAUAUCACUUGUUUGCUAAAGGUAUGUGUUGCAAAGGUUGCUUUAUUUUCAGUUUGGUAUGUUUUAAUUUCUAUGAUUGUUCUAAUGUUUUGAAAUCAUACAAACUGCUGAUCGUUUACAAAAAAAUGUGUCAAUUUACGAUCGUCUUCAAAUAUUUUACCAGGAUACUGAAUUGUAUUUUUUUUAACAGAAGAUUAGCCCGCCUUGAAUCUCUAAUAAAAUGUUGAAAAUAGUUA